AGCUUUAUUUCGACGUUUUAAUCCCCCACAAAAUACGGCUAUAUUUUGGAGGUCUGCGGGGGAUUCAUCUUCGUUGGUUUUUUGUUUUGUUUGAAACCGGUACGGCAAAACCUUUUCCGCCCAUGGCUAGUGAAUCCGAUAUACGUGCUAUCCUUACUCGUGCCUUGGAUGCCGAUGAGGCUGGCAGGAAAGAUGAGGCCAUCAACCUGUACGGACAGGCAGUGGAGCAAAUACUGCGGCUGGAUGAUCGCGAAAAGAAAGACAAGUUGAGCAAGUUUGCCAAACAAGCGCUUGACCGGGCGGAGGAGCUGAAAGGGAUUAAGUACACCGGCCACAAUCCGGUUCCGGGCGCAAGUCUCACGCCGACCGCUUCAAAUCCUGUCGUUCGUAGUAGUGCAAAUUUGGCUAGUCCAUCUCGUUCCGGACCAACGCUUGCGAUAAGUGGCAGCAAGCAUGCCUACACGAACGAAGAAAAGAAGGUGCUCGAGCAUACGUCACACAUUAACGCGAAGGUUUACGUCCCGUUCAUGGACAUUGAUCUGGUGGAAAAGUUCCACUUCCCGAUGCCGUACACCGACAAGGACGGCUACCUCGAACUGGCCCCGAAACAGAAGCGCGACUUUGUCAGCUGGGUGCGGGUGAGCGAGCUCAGCGAAAACCCGCAGCUGAUCGUAGGUGACCAUGCCGAUUUCUACAGCAUACGGCAGACAGUCGUCUCGGACUGCAGUUUUGUGGCAUCGCUGGCGGUCGCAUCGCAGUUCGAGAAAAAGUUCAAACGACGCAUACUGACGUCGAUAAUUUAUCCACGUAACAGCAAGGACGAGCCAGUGUACAAUCCAAGCGGGAAGUAUUCGAUCCGCAUGCACGUGAAUGGCAUCCCGCGGAAGGUGGUGAUUGACGACUAUCUCCCGCUCGGACGCUACAAUCAGCUGUUGUGCUCGUAUUCGAGCAAUAAGAACGAGUUUUGGGUGUCACUGCUGGAGAAGGCGUAUAUGAAGCUGAUGGGAGGCUACGACUUCCCGGGUUCGAAUAGUAAUAUCGAUCUUCACGCGCUAACGGGAUGGAUUCCGGAGCGAGCAUUGGUGAAAUCGAGCGAACCGGAUUUUAAUGCCGAUGCCGUGUUCGCCAGACUGCAGGAGGGCCUUAGUAUGGGCCGGUGUCUGGUGACGGUCGCUACCGGUGAACUUUCGGACGCGGAAGCCGAACGGACUGGGCUCGUAUCGACGCACGCGUACGCCGUGCUCGAUAUGCGCGUCGUGGAUGGCGUGAAAUUGCUGCAGCUAAAGAACCCUUGGUCGCACCUCCGCUGGCGGGGCAAUUACUCCGAGCUGGACGUGAUCCACUGGACAUCGGAGCUCCAGCGGACACUCGGUUAUGAUCCGAAGCUUGCGGCCACAUACGACAACGGCGUGUUUUGGAUCGACUAUCCUUCGAUCAUAAACUUCUUCGACGUAUUCUACCUGAACUGGGAUCCGUCGUUGUUUCAGUACACCUACUGCAUUCACCAGUCGUGGAGUGCCGGCGUUGGCCCGACGAAGGAUGCGUACAACGUGGGUGACAAUCCGCAGUUUAGUUUAACCGUGCCGGCGGGCCGCGGGUCGGUCUGGAUACUGCUUACCCGACACAUCACGAGCAUUGAGGAUUUCCGGGAGAACCACGAGUACAUAACGGUGCUGGUGUACAACAGUGGCGGCAAGCGGGUAUACUAUCCGACCGAUCCACCACCGUACAUCGACGGGGUGCGCAUCAACAGUCCGCACUAUCUGUGCAAGAUCCGGCUAGAUCCAAACUCGGAACGCCGGUAUACGUUGGUCGUUUCACAGUACGAAAAAACGGCCACCAUCUAUUACUCGCUGCGGGCCUACAGUAGGACAAAAUUUGAACUCAAACAGCUGGGCCCGCGCUAUCAGACCGUUGAAAAUCUGAACGGUGAAUGGAAGGGAAAGACGGCGGGUGGCUGCCCUAACCAUCCGCUGACGUACAAAAACAAUCCGCUCUACCGGCUUCACAUUGGUCCGGCCGACAUGAGCGAUCUGGUGAUCGAACUGCGCGGCCCCAAGGUGUAUCAGGUCGGCCUUGAGCUGACGGUGGCUUCCCUGGAGGACUCCACCGUAACGGCACCGUUCGUGGCGGAGAAGACGGGCGUGUACCGGUCGGGGUUCUGUGUGCUCGACCUGGCGAACAUUCCGGCCGGUGUGUACCACGUGCGGCCGUCCACCUUCCUACCGGAGCAGGAAUCACCAUUCUUUCUGAAGGUGAAAUCAACAACGAACGUGGUGGUAGAGAAGCUUAACUGAAGAUCACCAAGAGCGCGCAGCUUUUUGUUAAAAAGUCCAUUUUACCAAGCAAAGCUUUACCAUUUUAACGUGUUAAUUGUUCACCAUAUUUGGUUUAUUUUGUUAUAAUCCGUAUACUCGCUGUUACCGCUACCAAUCGAAUGUAUAAUGAUGAAAAUAGUUUUAAAUGUGAAAAUAAAGUUAAAAAAUAAGAGAGAUUGCU
Anopheles coustani is the source of this 2499-nucleotide messenger RNA. RefSeq names its product calpain-7-like. Bases 123 to 2297 code for a protein of 724 amino acids. NCBI's taxonomy places the organism in Eukaryota, Metazoa, Arthropoda, Insecta, Diptera, Culicidae. Gene Ontology annotation, biological process: proteolysis. The record is from RefSeq and is a predicted model, not a curated record. Gene Ontology annotation, molecular function: calcium-dependent cysteine-type endopeptidase activity. The transcript has 4 exons.